UCAUUGUGAUAAGAGAUUGCUUAUUGUCUUGGUAUCAGAAUAUGUAUAAUUAUAUAUAUUAAAGAUACUUUAAGCAUUUGUACUAAAUCACAAGUAACAACGAGUAAUAAAUAUCAAUCAUCGUGCAUUUGUCCCCUAUCAUAGAAUUAAUUGAGAGCCAACUGUAUAUUAUGUACCUUGUACUACAAUUCAUUUUCUGAACUACUUUAUUCGUGAACAUAUCGUGAAUUUACAGUAUUUUUGAAUUUUUUUUAUUUGAAACUAAUAUUUUUAUAAUAAUUCUAUAUCCUAAAUAAUAAUUCUAUAUUUAUAUAUAAAAAAUAAAAUUGUAAUUAUUAUUUUUUUUUCAAAUUUAUAUUUGUAACUUAAUAGAUUAAUUAAGAAAAGACAUAUUAGGAAAAAUUUGUUCUAAAAUAGAAAAUUUUUAGAAAUAAAAUGAAUAUGGAGAACAAAGAUAAUAUAUUAAUACCGGGUCAACGGAUUCGUCCACCUGGCAACAAACAAAAAGUUUUACAACUUUUAGAAGAACUCUAUGGUUUGAAAACUUUAAGUAUAUCUGAAUUAAAUGCAUAUGAUGACAGAAAUUAUCAUGUAAUUUGUGAAGAAACUCAUAUGAAUCCUCAUAUAACGAUCAUAAGUAAAUAUGGCUAUGUUUUGAAGAUCGUUAAUUCUUUGGAUUCGCAGAAAACACACGUGAUUGAAGCACAAACUGAAAUGUUAAUAUUUUUGCAUCAGCAAGGUAUUAAUUGUCCUCUGCCUGUAAAAAAUAUAAAUGGAUUGUAUUACACUCUAGUUAAAAUGAAUAAUGAAUAUUCUGAAAAUUAUGCUGUCAGAUUGUUGAUUUAUCGAUCUGGUGAAUUAUUGCAUCGUGUACCAAUUACUGAAGAUUUGCUACGAAAUAUAGGUAAUUUUAUAGCCCGACUUGAUAAUAUUCUAAUGACUUUUUCCCAUCCAGCUUAUAAUCAUCAUAAAACACUAUGGAUGUUAAAUUCUGUACCACAAUUACACCAAUUUAUCCAUGCUAUAAAAAAUAUAUUUGAAAAAGAGUUAGCGUAUCAGGUAAUAAUAGCUUUCGAAAAGGAUGUGCUUCAAAUCACUUCGCAAUUAGAACAAGGUAUGAUACAUGGAGAUAUAAACGAACAAAAUCUAGUGAUAAGCUCGAAUGGCAAAGAAAUAUUUGCAGUCAUCGAUUUUGGUGAUGCACAUCGAACAUGCUUAAUUUUCGAAUUAGCUAUCGCAUUGUGUUACAUGAUUUUACAAACUGGCGAUAUAGCGAUGGGUAAAUAUAUAAUCGAAGGUUAUCAGGAUAUUAGAAAGCUGACGAAUCUUGAGAAAAAAAUUUUGAAAAUUAGUGUUUGUGCAAGAAUUUGUCAAAGUCUGAUUAUGGGUGCUUAUUCCUAUCUUCAUGAUCCACAAAAUGAAUAUUUGCUUACGACUCAGAAAUCAGGAUGGUCGUUAUUAAAGAAGCUUUGGCCUCUUACUCAAGAUGAUGUUCUUCGAAGUUGGGGAUUGAUAAACUAAAUUCUUCUAUUUAUGCAAUUUUUCAUGUCCUAUAUAUAAUUUAUUGUAUAUUGUAUAAUUCAAUCUUAAUAUUUCAAUCAAUUAUUAUAUUAUUUGAAAUCUGUUAUCAAUUACAGAAGCAAUAAAUAUGUAAAUUUAUAUUUUAA
Messenger RNA from Apis cerana (Asiatic honeybee), 1667 nucleotides. RefSeq names its product hydroxylysine kinase. The record is from RefSeq and is a predicted model, not a curated record. Lineage: Eukaryota; Metazoa; Arthropoda; Insecta; Hymenoptera; Apidae. Gene Ontology annotation, molecular function: amino acid kinase activity.